Molecule: messenger RNA, 1785 nt
Organism: Chara braunii
Lineage: Eukaryota; Viridiplantae; Streptophyta; Charophyceae; Charales; Characeae
Source: the annotation of a GenBank genome assembly
GUGUAGACAGUGCACAGUGCUGUAGCCUAUGAGCGACGAGGAGGACAUCGGAGAGGAUGGUCGGAGGAUCUUGAGAUCAGCUAGAGGCCCGAGAGCUCACGUGUCCCUCGGACCGGAGGGUGAUAGGAUUCUGUUCCGUCGGCUUAGGGCGAGACAGCAGGAGCAGAGGAGGGCUAGAUCAGCCGAGGCCAGCAAAACUUUAGUUAGCGAGGCCGGUGCUACGGCAGCCAUGGCCACUACAACCAUGGUCACUUCUGCACAACAGACUUCCCAAGCCGGUAGUUCAGGUGCCGUCGGGUCAACGGUCGCGCAGACCGUGAGUCAGUCCACUGGCAUUAUGGCAAGCCAGGCCGCGGUGUUGACUCUAGAAGAUGUCGUCGUCCAGCAGGCAACUUUGCAGGAGGCACAACUUCAGCGGCCAUUAGGAGAGAUAAAAGCGGAAAAGGAAAAAAUGAUCAAAAGAAGAGCCAGGAUGCAGCGGAGAGGGGCAGAUAUAGAGGAGUUAGAGACGAUGGAACUGAACAAUAUGGAUGAUGAUGUGAGGGUAGUUAGGAGGGCCCUGCUAGGCGUAAUAGAGAUGCAGGAGCAUCAAACUACCAUCCUUCAGGACAUUCAACAGAGCCUAGCCGUUUUGGCAGGCCGUGCUCAGGCAGCACCAUCACCAGUCGGGCCUGGUGCGUGGCCCGUGCCGUAUCCUCCCUUUUCUGUCCCAUCGGUGACAGGGGUAUCCCCAUAUGUAGCCCCUUCAUCGGUUGCUAUCGUUUCCCUAGGCAUGCCGCUGUCAGGAGGGGUAAGAGCAGGGAGUAGUUUGCAGGUUCCUGUACAGACAGUGUUCACUCCAAGUCCGUCGCAGGUUGCAGUCACCACGCAGCCAGCUGUCUCGCAGCCUGUGCAGCCUCAGGGCACGCAGCCCCAACAGCUAGCACAACAACCUGUGUCACCAGGUCCACAGCCCGGAGUGAUGCAGGGACCGGGACAAACGCAGUGGGUUCCAAAGACGGCGAUCGCCGCUCCCCAACCUUUUGCAGGGGACAAGAGAGGCGAAGACCUUGACACAUAGAACCUGUUGGCAAAAGAGGCCAACAUCAACAUGCACAACUUUCCUUCGUUUAGCAAGGUGGCCCUAGACCUUGAGGCAAAGAUAGGGCAUGGACAGGCACCCACUACUGACGGGAGAAAGAAGACACUAUCUCCCAACUGGAAGGCGAAGGGUCGCAUCAUGUUUGUUGACAACGAUGGUUCAACCAUCGAGUUGGACGGCAACUUCCAGGAGGGAGUAGGUUCACAGGCGGGCAACGUAGAAGCUUCAGAGGGUGGAGUAGAUGCUGCCGUUUCUCAAAAAGGAUCAGAGCAGCAGCAAUUGUGGGGGCAGGAGUUGGAAGAGGAGGGCAAGCAGCAGGCAAAGAAAGAUGGGGUAAAGAUGGCCCAGCAGCAGGAUGGGAGAGGGGAGAAGGAGUUGGAGACGAUGGCGGAGGGAGUUGAGGAAGGGGAGAGGGAAGAAGAGGUUUCCACUGUGCGAGUGGGUGCGAAAAAUGUCUGGACGACUGUCAGUAACAAACUGAGGCCUAGUGUCGGUGGCGUACAACCUGCCAGGGAACGGUUGGCUGUGCCGUCUGCACCUGAGCUGAGUUUGCAGGUCUUGGCACCAGAACCACAGAGGGAAUUGCUGGACCUUGUCUUGCAGACACUGCGAACAGAGGAUAUCGCCAGGAAAUGUUGGCAAUACGUUUGACGAGAGCGAUGUGAAAGGUGAUGCAAGAUGGAAUACGUAUUGCGCAGACAAGU